CCUGAAAUUAGUAUUUCUAAUCAGUGCCACGCCCUUGGAGUCUAGAUGCAGGGUGUAGGCAAUCAUCUUAUACUCUGGGCGCGUGACGUCCUGUCACAGAGCUCCCCCUACUGUCGCAAUCUUGCGUGAUUGCGGGGAGCUACUAUUCCUUUACCCCAAGUGGACUUGCACUACAGUACCGAUAGCCAUCGAUGAGGUAGCAGCCAAUAUCCCAGCAUUUCCGGAUUAAGGAGUUCAUCUUUCGAUAAGGAAGUAUAUAAGGAACAAGACUUGCCUCUCCAUCCAUUGCCACAUCGGACACAAGUAUACAAGCAUUACUACGCCUUCAACAAGUAUACAAAACACACAAUGGCCUCCCCAGACGUCCAAAUCCCCAGAUCUGUCCCGGCUUUUUCAGCCGCUGGUGUAACGGCUACACCCGCAGCUCCAGCACCGCGUGACGUCGACACCCUACUAAACUACCACAAGGACGCGGAAGACGGCUCGCCGCCGGCUCCUACCUACGUAAACAAGCCCGAGACGCAGAACCGGCCGUCCGAGUCUCACCCAGUCCACAUUACGGAUGUGUCAGGUCGGGAAGACGAGUUUACCCUCGACAAGCACGGUUUCCAGUUCUAUCGCCAUGUUGCGCAGGAGAAGGACUUCCUAGACGACGACCAUAUCAAGGCGGUAUACUACCCCGAGACCGAGCAGCUGCUGAAGGAUGCAACCGGCGCAUCCAAGAUCUUCAUCUUCGACCACACCAUCCGGCGCAACCCAGCCGACCAGCGCGGCGCCGACGGCGGCCCCUCGCUCCGCGGCCCCGUAAACCGCGUGCACAUCGACCAGACGUACUCGGCGGCCCUAUCCCGCGUGCCGCACCACCUGCCCGCGGAAGAAGCCGCCGAGCUGCUCAAGGGCCGCGUGCAAAUCAUCAACGUCUGGCGGCCGAUCAAGACCGUCCUGAGGGACCCGCUGGCCAUCGCCGAAGCCAACUCCGUCGGCGAGGCCGAGCUCGUGCCCAUCCCGCUCAUCUACCCGAACCGCAAGGGCGAGACGUUCGCCGUCCGCUACGCCCCCGGCCACCGCUGGUACUACAAGUACGGGCUCACGCCCGAGGAGGUCCUGUUCAUCAAGUGCUUCGACUCGAAGACGGACGGGCGCGCCCGCCGCGUCCCGCACACGGCUUUCGUGGACCCGGCGAUCGGGCCUGACGUGCCCAAGCGCGAGAGCAUUGAGGUUCGCGCGCUGGUGUUCCAUCCCGACGACAGGGAUUAAAUAUAUGUAAAGAAGAAAGGGUUAGAUACCUCUUAUGAGAUGAAAUAGACGUCUUGAGGUGUAAGAAGACGAGACGAGGACGCGGUGUGUAUAGGAUACGGGUAGAUUGUCACAAUACAUAAAGCAAUUUUAUAGGAAUACGCUGUUAGAAAUAGUUACAAUAAGAAUAACUACA
Molecule: messenger RNA, 1432 nt
Organism: Daldinia decipiens
Lineage: Eukaryota; Fungi; Ascomycota; Sordariomycetes; Xylariales; Hypoxylaceae
Exons: 2
Coding region: 349-1257 (302 amino acids)
Molecular function (GO): oxidoreductase activity
Source: RefSeq, a predicted model, not a curated record